This is a messenger RNA of Symbiodinium necroappetens, 591 nucleotides long. The record is from the annotation of a GenBank genome assembly. Lineage: Eukaryota; Dinophyceae; Suessiales; Symbiodiniaceae.
AUGGCGGCGGAAUGGUCCGGCGGCAUGGGUGGCAUGGCUACGACGCCUACGAGGCGGUCAGUGCUGCUGGGGACCUCAGCCGCGAACAUGCGGGCAGGCAGCGUGGCCGGCAGGUUCAGGCCAGUGUCACCGCAAGGUCCGGGAGGAGGGCUCUUGUCUCCGUUGCGGCUACGCCUGCGCUGGCGACACUUGAGGAGGAGGGCGAGUUUGGGGCUCCAGCACCCGUCCCUGCCUCCACUUUCGUGUCCGCGAACACGCUCACCCCGCCACCGGGCUUUCCAGGCUUUCCAGGCUUGCUCGCCUUCUCUAGUAAAGGCUUCGUGCCAGCGCCGGUGCCCUUGCAAGCGACUGCCGUACCUCAGCCAGAGAGCGGCAAGAAGAGCAAGCACACGAAGCACAAAGCACAAGCGCCGCCGACGCCAACACCGACGCCGACGCCGCCUUCGCAGGUGCCGCAUCGCCUCGCUCGCUCCACGCUGCUGCUGCUCCUGCUUUUCAGUGCCUUCUUGGGCUUCCUCGUCGUCUGGCGCCAAGCGAAGGUCCUCCUCAACAAGCCCCGGGGCGACUUCCGCGAAGAGGCGGCUCCAGUAG